AUGUCAUUUGAUGACCUUUUAACUGUUAAUGGUCAAAAAAUGAAUUGCUUCAGAGAAGCUGCUUUAAACCUUGGUCUAUUACAGUCUGAUACAUAUAUAGAAGAUACUCUUGAAGAAGCAGCAGUUUUUCAGAUGCCAUCAUCGUUAAGACUGUUAUUUGCUACUGUUCUUGUUCAUUGUACACCUACUGAUCCUAGAUUACUCUGGCAUAAAUUUGAACAACAGUUAUGCAGUGAUUAUCAAAGAUCACAGGAACUUUACCACUAUUCUUCUACUGAAAUCAGAAAUAAAGUCUUGAAAGAUAUCAGUACGUUGCUUGAGCAAAUGGGUAAAAAUAUUGAUGAUUACCAUUUAGUUCCAAAUACCCUUAGAGCUGCAUAUCAUGAACAGUUAACAAAGGAAAUUGACAGUGAAAGGAAUAUUGAAGUAUUACCAGAAGAUCUGCUUUUGUCUUUUAAAUUGAAUACUCAGCAACGGCAUGCUUAUGAUUUAAUUCUGCAUGCAAUCUCUUCUUCUGCUGGCCAAAGUUUCUUUAUCGAUGGUCCGGGUGGAACUGGAAAGACCUUUCUGUAUAGGUCGCUUUUAGCUACUUUAAGAUCUCAAGGACAUAUUGCUAUUGCAGUGGCAACAUCCGGUGUCGCUGCUUCUGUUCUUCCAGGUGGAAGAACAGCGCAUUCUAGAUUCAAAAUACCGCUAGAUUUGUCAACAAAUAAAACUUGCCAGAUCAGUAAGCAAGGUAGUGUUGCUAGACUGCUUUUUGAAUCAAAACUGAUCUUGUGGGAUGAAGCAUCAAUGGCCAAAAGAGAAACUAUUGAAGCCUUUGAUGAUUUUCUAAAAGACAUAAUGGAAUCUGAGCUGCCAUUUGGAGGAAAGGUUAUCUUUUUUGGAGGAGAUUUUCGACAAACUUUACCUGUAAUUGAGAAAGCUUCAAAACGAACUCUCAUAGAUGCUAGCCUUCCUAAUUCACCUAUAUGGAAUAAAUUUCAUAUGUUGAAACUGACAGAAAAUAUGCGGGCUAUUUUAGACCCAGCAUUCUCAGAGUUUCUUUUGAGAGUGGGUGAAGGAAGAGAGCCUGUUGAUCCACAAGGCCAAAUAACCUUACCGAAUGACAUAGUCAUUCCCUAUUAUGAAAAAGAAGAAUCUCUAAACAGGUUGAUACAAUCUGUAUUUCCAGAUUUAUUGGCUUAUUCAAAUGAUCCUUAUACUAUGAUCAAUAGGUGCAUUCUUACUCCAAAAAAUAGUUCAGUUGAUGAGCUAAAUGAUAUCAUGAUAACAAGGUUUCCUGGGAAUCUUCAUGUUUAUGUUAGCUCUGAUAAAACUGUUGAUCAGCGCCAUCAAGGAGAUUAUGAAGAUUUUCUCAAUUCACAAAAUCCAAAAGGACUUCCUCCUCAUAAGUUAUUACUUAAAGAAAAUUGUCCUCUCAUUCUUUUGAGAAAUUUGAACCCUGUAGAAGGAUUGUGUAAUGGUACACGUCUCAUCUGUAGAGAGCUUAGACAACAUACAAUCUGUGCUGAAAUAGCUUUUGGCCAACAUCAAGGAAAAAGAAUCUUUUUGCCUAAAAUUCCUCUUCAAACAUCUGAUAGCGAAAGGAAUGGCCUCCCAUUUAUAAGAACACAAUUUCCUGUUCGACUUUGUUUUGCCUUAACAAUUAACAAAUCUCAAGGACAAACUCUUGAUUAUGUCGGGAUUUACCUUCGUGAGCCGGUUUUCUCUCAUGGACAGUUGUACGUAGCUUUAUCUAGAGCUAAAGCAUCAGCCGCAGUUAAAAUUCUUAUUGUGCCUAGAACUUUUGGAGACAUUAAAGUUGAUUGCAAGACUAGAAAUGUUGUGUUUGAAGAAAUAUUUCAACUAACUCAGCACUGA
Messenger RNA from Coffea eugenioides, 1863 nucleotides. RefSeq names its product ATP-dependent DNA helicase PIF1-like. The record is from RefSeq and is a predicted model, not a curated record. The transcript has 2 exons. The coding region runs from base 1 to 1863 and encodes 620 amino acids. Gene Ontology annotation, molecular function: DNA helicase activity. Gene Ontology annotation, biological process: DNA repair; telomere maintenance. Lineage: Eukaryota; Viridiplantae; Streptophyta; Magnoliopsida; Gentianales; Rubiaceae.